This is a messenger RNA of Penicillium canescens, 885 nucleotides long. RefSeq names its product peptidyl-prolyl cis-trans isomerase. Lineage: Eukaryota; Fungi; Ascomycota; Eurotiomycetes; Eurotiales; Aspergillaceae. Gene Ontology annotation, molecular function: protein binding; ubiquitin protein ligase activity. The record is from RefSeq and is a predicted model, not a curated record. The transcript has a single exon. Gene Ontology annotation, biological process: protein ubiquitination. Bases 1 to 885 code for a protein of 294 amino acids.
AUGAGGCGAAUAAUGGUUACUCUGCAUGGAUCCUGUGUGUUCGACGUCAAUGCGGCAAUUUUGCUGGACAACUACAUCAGGAAAGUCUUGUUGGCGGAUGAAGACUGGCCGAGCGAUUUCGACGACUGGGACCCUCAAGGCAGAGAAUGGGGUUGGUUGGCACAGAGCAGACCGGAGUCGACCUCGCCAUGCGCACAGGAAACAACUAUAACCUUGCUGCCGAAGCUCAUGGCGAAGCAUGGCUUUCGGCAUUUCUUGACCCAUUGGGGAGAGCACAGAUACGAGUUCGAACCCCGUCAUCCGAUAUCCCGGAACCUCGCAAGUAUCGUGUCCCCCAAGAGUGACUACUGCAUGGUGUGUAGCGACUUAAUGUGCUCUGAAUUAACCGCUACUACCCUUCCAUGCGACCAUGUAUACCAUAGAGGGUGCAUUCUGAUAUGGCUUGCUCAAGAUGGACGGUGCCCGAUAUGCAGACGAUUCCCCGAUCACCUUCACGAACUGAGGACGUAUGGAAAUGACUCUGCCAAGUUCGGCAGAUUCCAGGAAGCUGUCAAAUUCUACUCCGAGUGUUUAUUUCGCCUUGACAGCCUUGCCGACGACUCUGAAUUACGCAUUGCCCUACACUCGAAUAUGGCGCUCAUGUACCUUCGACUGAAACUUUGGAAUGAGGCGAAAUGGUCGGCCUUGCAGGCAUUAAAGGUGCCUGCCAUCAAACCAGUGCAGACGGCCAAGGCAAAAUAUAGGCUCGGCCUGGCAGAAGCGGGGCUGGAGAAGUGGGAAUCGGCACAGCACAUCUUAGAGGAAGCCAGCCUCUAUGCCCCAGCUGAUCGAUGCAUUUCAAAAGCUCUCGCGGAGGUGAAAUGCAAGGCUAAGGGCUGUUCAUGA